Ceraceosorus guamensis is the source of this 1522-nucleotide messenger RNA. RefSeq names its product NAD(P)-binding protein. NCBI's taxonomy places the organism in Eukaryota, Fungi, Basidiomycota, Exobasidiomycetes, Ceraceosorales, Ceraceosoraceae. The transcript is spliced from 3 exons. Bases 363 to 1346 code for a protein of 327 amino acids. The record is from RefSeq and is a predicted model, not a curated record.
CGGUCAUUCAAAAUUGUCGGCAACUGCAACUCACAACUGCAGCUUCCGCAGCGGCGUCGGCGAGUAAGAUCACUCACACUCCCGAGGCGAGGCUUGCACGGCGACACCACGAGCCAUUCACGAUUGUGAUUCACAUUCUCACGACUCACGACUCACGACUCACGACUCACGACUCACGACUCGAGCGUAACAGUCACGGAUAAUCAACUCGUCACGAGGCUUGACAGCCGCGCAUGCCAUCUCGCUCGGGGCAAUGGCAGCUGAUGAGCGCGCACUCUUUGCAUCCCAGAUAACAGCGUCAGCGACAUUGCCUCUCAAGCACCAGCACAAGCACCAGCACCAGCACAAACACCAGCACGAACAUGGCUGAGCUUUUUGACAACGUCAAGUUCGAGAAGCCCUCGGGCGAGUUUGGCGAUGAGGUGGUCGCUAGAUUGUCCGAUCGGGUCCGCGCCAAGACAUUUGUCGUCACGGGUGCCAGUCCAGAUUCUCUUGCUCUCGCCGCGGUGCAUUCGCUGGUCAAAGGCGGGGCCGGCCGAAUAUUCCUGCUCGGCCGAAGCCACGGCAAAAUUCAAGCAGCAAUCGAUAGCCUCGGCAAGGUCGACACCGAGCUCGUUCCCAUCAUCGCUGAUCUCGACUCCAUCAAGUCCGUGCAACAGGGCAGCGAAGAGAUUGCAGCCAAGUCGCAAGACUCUGCUAUCGACUACGUUCUCGCAUCCGCUGGCAUCAUGGCCACUCCAUGGCAGCUGACGCAGGAUGGCAUCGAGUCGCAAUUCGGAGUGUGCCACGUCGCUCACUUUGUCCUCACAAAAGUUCUCCUCCAGGCCGCUCAAAAGGCCCACCGAACCGCGCCGAGGUUCUCAUACGUCUCUAGCACAGGCUAUCACGGUGGCAAUUUCCGCGGCGACGACUACAAUUUCAAGCAGGGCGCAGAGUACCACCCUUGGGUAGCGUACGGCCAAGCCAAGAGCGCAAACAUCAUCUUGGCUCGCGAGCUGGCAAGGCAGAAAGCCGGAGUGCUGGCUUACAGCGUCGACCCUGGCAUGGUCAAGACUCGAUUGGCUCGAUCUUUGUCCAAAGAGACGAUGAUCGCUUUCGGCUUCGCGGACGAGAAUGGCGUCCCCAAGAGCACAGGAACGUCCACUUUCGGUCUGGAAUUCAGCACGCACGAGCGAGCGGCUGGACAGAUGCUCUACUCGCUCUUGGAUCCUUCCCUCGAAGCUCAGAAUGGCGCGUUCAUCAGCAACGGCAGAGUCCUCGCAGUGGAUGCUGCUCAAACGGAAGAGGGCCUGUCUCAAAAGCUUUGGCAAGUCAGCGAAGAUAUCGUCAGUCGUGCCUUGCAAUGAGCUGGACAUUUGAUGUCGUUCUACGUAGUCUGCUGUCCGUUUCGCAAAUCGCGUUGAUCCAGAGCGGAAAAAGGGCAACUGUUGCACAGCAACACCAUCCUCUCAGUCGCCGGCGCGGGGACCCAAUGUCCAUUGCAAGACGAAGUUUCCCUUUUCCUCAUUCCUGUCUGGACGCU